AUGUUUCUGACGCGGUCUGAGUACGAUCGCGGUGUGAACACCUUCUCGCCAGAGGGUCGUUUGUUCCAAGUCGAAUAUGCGCUGGAAGCUAUCAAGCUAGGCUCCACGACUGUGGGCAUUGUUACACGCGAAGGCGUCGUGCUGGGUGUUGAGAAGCGUGUCCAAUCGUCGCUGCUGGAAAGCAGCUCCAUUGAAAAGAUCAUGGAGAUCGAUUCGCACCUGGGUGCUGCGAUGAGUGGACUCACGGCCGAUGCACGUACUAUGAUUGAUCAUGCGCGUGUGACUGCGCAAAAUCACCGUUUCGUGUACGAUGAGGAGAUCAAAGUGGAGAGUGCCGCGCAGGCCGUGGGCGACCUGGCUUUGCGCUUUGGUGAGAAUACAGAAGAUGAUGAGGCCAUGAUGAGUCGGCCGUUUGGCGUGGCGCUUCUCAUUGUGGGUAUCGAUGAAAAUGGACCGCAGCUCUUCCAUGCGGAUCCCUCAGGCACAUAUGUUCGUUACGAUGCCAAGGCGAUCGGCAGUGGCUCGGAAGGUGCACAGAGUGAGCUGCAGGAGAAGUACAAGAAGGAUCUGUCUUUGCAUGAAGCAUCGCUGCUCACGCUGCGUGUACUCAAGCAGGUCAUGGAAGAGAAGCUCGAUGAGCACAAUGUCCAACUAGCCCAGGUCACGCCCAGGACCGCCAAGGAUGGGCGGAUGACGGGUCAAUUUGAGAUUCUCAAAGAGGAACAGCUCAAGGCCCUGGUAGAGGCUAUGUAG
Molecule: messenger RNA, 753 nt
Organism: Malassezia pachydermatis
Lineage: Eukaryota; Fungi; Basidiomycota; Malasseziomycetes; Malasseziales; Malasseziaceae
Product: proteasome subunit alpha type 5
Exons: 1
Coding region: 1-753 (250 amino acids)
Biological process (GO): proteasome-mediated ubiquitin-dependent protein catabolic process
Cellular component (GO): proteasome core complex; proteasome core complex, alpha-subunit complex; nucleus
Source: RefSeq, a predicted model, not a curated record